Messenger RNA from Pteronotus mesoamericanus, 1469 nucleotides. It is a transcript of the gene RCSD1, whose product is annotated as RCSD domain containing 1. The annotation marks the transcript as partial. The record is from RefSeq and is a predicted model, not a curated record. The transcript has 7 exons. NCBI's taxonomy places the organism in Eukaryota, Metazoa, Chordata, Mammalia, Chiroptera, Mormoopidae.
CCCCCUCCCUCCUGUCCUCGCCCGGAGGCCGGCUGUCCUGCAGCAACCGGCCGGCGCCCACUCGCCCUGCGCUGGCCGCAGCCUGGGACCAGGCGGGCAGGAAGCAGGGACAGCAGCACCGUGAGCCCGGGCGGAGGCGCGGAGUGGCACCUGGGGGACAUGGAGGAAAGACCCACAGAGACCAAUGCCAAUGUGGACAACUCGGCGCCCCCGUCGGUGGCCCAGCUGGCCGGGCGGUUCAGGGAGCAGGCGGCGGCCUCGAAGGAGAUUCCGGCCAGUAAACCAGCCAGAAGGAAACCGCCCUGCUCCCUCCCCCUGUUCCCCCCAAAGGGAGAGCUGGGCCAGAACGGAGAGGAGAAAUCACCGCCCAACGCGAGCCACCUCCCCAAGGUCAAGGUGAAGAACUCACCUCUGAUCGAGAAGCUCCAGGCCAACUUAGCCUUCGACCCGGCCGCCCUGCUGCCUGGGGCCUCGCCCAAGAGUCCUGGGCUCAAGGCCGCGGUGUCCCCGUUUCACAGCCCGCCUUCCACGCCCAGCAGCCCUGGCGUGCGGCCUGCGGCCAGCGGGCCAGAGGAGGUGCCCAUCAGCUUCGACCAGCCUCCGGAGGGCAGCCACCUGCCCUGCUACAACAAGGUGCGGACGAGGGGCUCCAUCAAAAGGCGCCCUCCCUCCCGGCGGUUCCGGAGGUCCCAGUCAGACUGCGGGGAGCUGGGAGAUUUCAGGGUGGCGGGGCUGUCCCAGGAGAACGGCGCCCAGGAAGAAGCCGGGGAUGAGGUGUUCCAGUCCAAGAGCAAGGCCCCAGGCUCCCCUCCGCCUGGCGAGGGGGCACUGGGAAGGGAAGGGAGGGGGGCCCUGGGGUCCCGCGAGAAGCCCCCUCUGAGGAGGACGUCCAGCAGGACAGAGAAGCAGGAGGAGAAGGCCCUGGCCCCAGAGGAGGCCCCGCAGCCCGCGGAGGCUGCCCCGGAGGCCCAGGAGGGCGCAGCAGAGCCGUCCCCGGCGCCCAGCACAGAGGCGGAGAACAGGCGUGGGAGCCCCACGGAGGAAAGGUCAGCCGCGGGGCAGGAGGAGGCCACGGCGGCGAAGGAGGAGGGGGCUGGCGGCGAAGAGGAGCCCGCAGGACACAGCCAAGACUCGACGCGGCCGGAGGAGGGGGCCGCAGCGCAAGAGGCCCCCCAAGGUCCCCCGGGAGGAGAAGAGGGCGGCCUCGCCCCGGAGGAGGGGAAGGGCAAGGAAGAGCAGGAGGAGGGCCUCGCCCUGGAGCCCGGCUGCCGCCCCAGGACCGGCAGUGAGGUCCCCCAGACAGAGGACGGCGCCCCUGCCCAGGACACUAAGAUGUAAAGACGAGCCGCUCCCCUGUGCUUGGCGGCCAAGCGGAUGGAGGCGUCUCCGUGGAACUAGUGGCCACAAUGGUAGCAGCAAAUGAGGCCCACAGCCCCAGCCUGGGCGGGGCCGGCGUUCCUGCCCUGCCC